Molecule: messenger RNA, 2512 nt
Organism: Vitis vinifera (wine grape)
Lineage: Eukaryota; Viridiplantae; Streptophyta; Magnoliopsida; Vitales; Vitaceae
Exons: 4
Coding region: 169-2397 (742 amino acids)
Source: RefSeq, a predicted model, not a curated record
UUUUCUGAGAAAAGAAAAAAAAAAAAAAAAAGACUCCGAAAGCUCUUUUGUACCAGUGCUUUUGUAUCGCAACUUUGUUGGUUUGCUGCUGGUGAUUUCGUAUCAAGGCGGUACCCGUUCUUCUUCUUCGGUGCUGUAUUUGAUUUUGCUUUGGCUUUGUGGUAAGAAAUGGCUCCAAAAAAGACUGUUUCGUCUGUCCGGGUCAGCGAGGCUAGCGAAAAGGCGAUAGACAAAUUAAAUGCGAAGGAGUUCCGGGAGCGAUUCCUGAUCCCCCAUGACGUGUUGAUAGACCUGGUGAACGAGGAGGCGGCUAUGCCUACUGAGAAAGGUGGAAAAAACGCUAUCCUCUUCACAAAGGAACAAUUCAACGCGGGGCUCCGGUUCCCUCUGCCGGCGUUGUUCAAGGAAUUCCUCCACUUCUCUCAAAUUCCCCCCAUCUUUAUUCACCCCAACCUUGUCCGGGUGCUGAUGGGAUGCAGCAUCAUCAACAUGCUGUACAGCCUCGACCUGACGCUACUGGAAGUGUUCUUUGUCUAUUCCCUGAAGAAAGCAAAGAAUGAUAUCUUCAGUGUGUCCGCUCACCUGCCCUCCCUUCAAAUGGUGACAGAACUGCCAGAUUCGACAAAGGGAGGGGCGAAGGGGCUGGUGGCAGUCUGGGGUGGAUGGGCGGGGCUAUCGCAGCAUCCGUCGAGGCCUUUUUCUCCGAAUUAUACCCUAAAAAUUCCGGGUUUGGAAUUGAGGGGCCACCUUGUGGAUUGGGUGGAAAAGGCAUCCUUUGCCUGUGUCUGCAAAUUAUUUGAAAUAGAUCCCAAGGAGAGGGCCUACAAAACAUUGCUCUCGGCGCGGAAUUUGACAGAGGUCGUCCGGGAGCCCCAGGAAUAUGUUAUCAACAUCCUUCCUAGGAAAUUGGCAAAGGAUGAGAUAGUGCCUGGGGAGCAUUAUACAGUGAAAGAGCUCCCCCUCUAUCAGGAAGCUAAAGAAGCUGACGCUGAAAGGCGGCGAAAGCUCCUGGAGGAUAGAGAUCAGAAAAAGACUGAAGGCACUAUCCGGAAGGCUCCCGGACAGAAGCGGGGUCCGGACUCCCCUCCGAAGAAAACUUCAGGAAAAAGGGGGAAGCUGGUGAAGAAGCAUGGGAAGGAUGCGAAGGAACCCACUCCUCCCAAGGAGUUUCCUCCUCCACAAACUACCUAUGAGGGGGAAGUAAUGAUAGAGGAGCCAGUAAAUGCUGCUCCGCAUUCUAUCUCAAGCGGCCCCGGGCGCAUGUCGGGGUUGAAUCACUCAGGUCCCUCCUUAGUCGCGGCUGCGCGUCUAGCCAACGUGGCUGAGGAAGCUGCAUCUAUCAACCAUCCGGGCAACCUCAAUCCGGAUGCAGCUGAAACGGCCCCGUUGGAGGAAGCGGGGGCAGAAAGCCAAAGUCAGCCUUCCGACGACCCGGAUCGCCUGGCUAUAGUCCUGGUGAAAGAGCCUCCCCUCAAGAAGCCGCGUUUGACGCGCGAUCUACAGUCCGGACUCUUUGAGCGGCUUCAAGAGCGGCAGCAAGAGAUUGAAAUUAGUUGCGCUUCUGCCCAUGACGCUCAUCCGGAUGGAGGCGAGGUGGAGAUGGCUACUGAGACCUCAGCCGUUCCGGCAAUAAUUCCGGCUGAGGAUGCAUCCGGACCUAUGUGCCCGGACGAAAAUAUGGGGGCUCCGAUUCCGGGACACGAGCUACCCUCUCCUUCCUCAUCCGAGGAGCAAUCUGCUGAUGAUGCCGCUCCCGCUAGCCCUUUCAGCUACGCGGAGUUGGAAGCUAAGUUAAAGCAGAUUACUCCUGACUGGAAAGCCAUCAAGCCCUCUGCUAAGAUGUUUGAUAUGAUAGAAACGCUGGUGAGGGGCCUCCGCAGCAUGUCUCAACAACACGCUCUUUUUACUCAGCUGCUGCAGACCGCAGACUAUAUGAGGACCUUCUCCUCUCGGCACCAAGAGAUUGAAAAUCAACUGCGUCUGAGAAUGGAGGAGGCUGAGGCCAGUCUAUCCACCAUGCGAGAGGAAAAUGAAGCCCUCCGGGUGGAGUUGGCUGAGGCAAAGGGUCAAGAAGAAUCAACUGCGGGCCGCCUUCAUGAGGCGGAGGGUGAGGCAGCCCGGCUAAGGGAUGAAUUGAGUCGACUCCGGACAGAAGUUUUGAAUGAAAAGAAACAGAAGGAAGACUUGCAGCUGCGUCUGGAUGUGCAAAAAGAGGAACUUGAACGGGAGUUUGCUGUGGAAAGGGAGGAACUUGCAGCGGAUUACCAGAGACAAGUGGAUGAUACAUUUAUCUUUGGGUAUCGCUGCUGCAUGAAGAAGAACGGUAUAAAGCGAGAUACCCCUUCAAUUCCUCCAAGUGAAGAAAAGAAGCUCCAUGAGAAACCUGCUCCCCGAUAGUUUAUAUCUUCUUGCAAUUUUUCUGCUGUAAUUUUUCCUUCUGUAUAUUUUUGUGGUCCGGAUGUCUCUUUGUAAUUUACAUUUACUCAUAUCAAUAAAACUUACUUCUUUCUCA